ACCUUUCUUGUUUCUUUUUGGAGCCGCCCAAAUCACAAAGCAUUCUCUCUCUCACAUACACACGCAGAGACAGCGUCUCUAAAGGGGAUGUGGGGUAGUUCAGAAGGCGGUGCGCCGGAGGUCACUCUCGAAACCUCCAUGGGUUCUUUUACCGUUGAGAUGUACUACAAGCAUGCCCCUAGAACUUGCAGAAACUUCAUCGAACUCUCUCGCAGAGGUUAUUACGACAACGUCAAAUUCCACAGAAUUAUUAAGGAUUUUAUAGUCCAAGGCGGUGACCCUACUGGUACAGGAAGGGGUGGAGAAUCUAUCUAUGGUUCAAAAUUUGAGGAUGAGUUAAAUCCAAAGUUAAAGCAUACUGGGGCUGGUAUUAUGUCCAUGGCUAAUGCUGGUCCAAAUACAAAUGGAAGCCAGUUCUUUAUUACUUUGGCACCAGCACAAUCACUAGAUGGGAAGCACACAAUAUUUGGAAGAGUAAGUAAAGGAAUGGAGAUUAUCAAGAGACUCGGGAGUGUUCAGACUGAUAACAAUGAUAGACCCAUCCAUGACGUAAGGGUACUGCGCACAAUAGUCAAAGAUUGAUUUGGUACGGGCGGCAAAGACAAAGCAUAGUUUGCUGAAAUGGUCAUAGCUCCACUGAGGUUUUUGAUCUCCUCGUAUGCAUUCAACGUGGGAGGACGCCUAUCAUUAGCGGAAGUGAUAUGGAGCUUUUGUAUCAUCUGGGUGUAUUUCUUUUGCAUUAUGCUUUAUUCCCAUCUUUUGUAAUGGUAUGUUUCUGUGAAAUAACCAUUUUGUUGCAAUCUCAGUAUCUCACUUUUGAAGGGAAUUGAUACCCCUUUGGAAAAUUAUACUUUUUUUUCAAUUA
Molecule: messenger RNA, 865 nt
Organism: Cornus florida
Lineage: Eukaryota; Viridiplantae; Streptophyta; Magnoliopsida; Cornales; Cornaceae
Product: peptidyl-prolyl cis-trans isomerase CYP18-2
Exons: 6
Coding region: 88-582 (164 amino acids)
Biological process (GO): protein peptidyl-prolyl isomerization; protein folding
Cellular component (GO): catalytic step 2 spliceosome
Molecular function (GO): peptidyl-prolyl cis-trans isomerase activity
Source: RefSeq, a predicted model, not a curated record